Molecule: messenger RNA, 450 nt
Organism: Lactuca sativa (garden lettuce)
Lineage: Eukaryota; Viridiplantae; Streptophyta; Magnoliopsida; Asterales; Asteraceae
Source: RefSeq, a predicted model, not a curated record
AUGUGCAAUUUGGAUUUGGCUGAACUUAGGAAAAACCGAUUGAUGCAAAUGAAUGCCCUUGAAGAACUAAGGAAUGAGGCAUACACUAGUUCCUUGAUUUACAAAGAAAUGACCAAGAAUUGGCAUGACAAAAGACUCAACGGUAAUAAGGACUUUCAUGAAGGACAAAAAGUGUUACUUUUUAAUUCAAGGCUUAAACUUUUUCUGGGCAAGCUACAGACACGAUGGGAUGGUCCAUUUAUAGUGAAGAAAUUUUUUCCACAUGUAGCUAUUGAGCUAAUAUCAAGAUAUGGAAUUCCUUUCAAGGUCAAUGGUCAUUGGGUGAAAAAAUAUGAAGAAGGAAUUCCGAGAAAUGAAGAACUUGAAGAAGGGCUGCUGCUGGAAGGGAUUACAGAAACGAUCUAUUUUUAUCAAUCUUCUUCUAAAAUUAUGCUUCAAAUGAUUGCUUGA